Messenger RNA from Drosophila ficusphila, 9533 nucleotides. RefSeq names its product potassium voltage-gated channel protein eag (gene eag). Gene Ontology annotation, molecular function: voltage-gated potassium channel activity. The coding region runs from base 1084 to 4917 and encodes 1277 amino acids. Lineage: Eukaryota; Metazoa; Arthropoda; Insecta; Diptera; Drosophilidae. Gene Ontology annotation, cellular component: membrane. The transcript is spliced from 16 exons. The record is from RefSeq and is a predicted model, not a curated record. Gene Ontology annotation, biological process: potassium ion transmembrane transport; regulation of membrane potential.
GUGGGGCUGGGGAGGUUGAAAGGGGGGUGGUGGAAAAAGGAGGAGGACGCGCACGUGUCGACUUCGCAGUCGACGUCGCAGUCGGCAAUUGUUGCACGCUGCUCCUCCGCGCUUCCUGUCUCUUGUUGUUUCUUGUUUGUUGUGUGCUUCGUGUCCCGUUAAUGGUUUCUUCUUCUCCUCCACCUCCACCACCACCGCCUCCGCCACCCGUUUUGCCACACACACAACUGCAGUGCAAAGUGAAAUGCGAAAUAAUCACAUCACAAAUACAGCGAAGGCAGAUAAAUGAAAAGAAUUGAAGAAUCCAGCGAAACGCAGUGAAGAAUCCAAGGAAGAAUCAGCGGAAUAACACUAAAUACAAAUAUAUAACCACCAUUUAAAAGCAAUCAAAAAAGCAACCAAACAAACAAACAACAAAAAGCAACAAAAGUGCCAUAUGCAACCGAUAAGACUGUGUGAAUGGUCAAGUGGUCAUCAGCAUCGAAACCUUUCUCUCUCCUUGAAUGUGUGUGUGCGUGUGUGUGUGUGUGUCUGUGUGUAUGUGUGAGUGAGUGAGUGUGGAAGAAAGGUAGUGGAAGCGGAAGAGAGAGCGAGCGAGAGCGAGAGCGAGAGAGAGAAAGAGACAGGAUCAAAAUGACGGACGCUCGGGGCAGCGGAACUUCCGCUGCGGAAUUCGAAUGAGCGAGAUCCAAGACCACAAAAGAUCGGUUUUGGACCGAACGGAUCGAACCGGAUCGAUCCCCCUUAUAAAUUGAACAUACUAUAUAUCCUGCGGCAUCAGGAGACGGAAAUCGGGAGCCAGGAAGCGGAAGGACCUCCUCCUUCGGCGGUCAUCUAUCCAUCAGCUGACAACUGUCGGCCGUCAGAAACUGUCAGUUGUCAGUGGAACUCGGCCCUCAUUCGACCAGGCGACCAUUGGAGGCCAACUGUCAGCGGUCAGCGGAAGUGGAAGCCAGCAAAACGGGAGAGCACCAGGAGCAGUACCAGGAGCAGACGGAGAAGGAGACGGAGCAGACGGAGGAGCAGAAGAAGGAGGAGCAGGAGAGGAUUGGGCAGCGCGGCGCGUAGCGUGUAGGCGGCAAAAUGCCUGGCGGACGACGUGGACUGGUUGCGCCGCAGAACACAUUCCUCGAGAACAUCAUCCGGCGCUCCAACUCGCAGCCGGACAGCUCGUUCCUUCUGGCCAACGCACAAAUCGUCGAUUUCCCGAUCGUCUACUGCAAUGAGUCCUUCUGCAAGAUCAGCGGCUACAAUCGGGCCGAGGUCAUGCAGAAGUCGUGCAGGUAUGUAUGCGGCUUCAUGUAUGGCGAGCUGACAGACAAGGAGACGGUGGGACGACUGGAGUACACGCUGGAGAACCAGCAGCAGGAUCAGUUCGAGAUUUUGCUCUACAAGAAGAACAAAACGCCGCUAUGGCUGCUGCUCCAGGUGGCCCCCAUCCGCAACGAACGGGACCUGGUGGUGCUCUUCCUGCUGACCUUCCGGGACAUCACCGCCCUCAAGCAGCCCAUCGACAGCGAGGACACCAAAGGAGCGGUUAAUCUAUUUUUGCCAGUUUUAGGUCUCUCGAAGUUCGCCAAGUUGGCCAGAUCGGUGACGCGAAGUCGCCAAUUCAGCGCCCAUCUGCCCACGCUAAAGGAUCCCACGAAGCAGUCCAACCUGGCGCAUAUGAUGUCGCUGAGCGCGGAUAUCAUGCCACAGUACCGACAGGAAGCCCCCAAAACGCCGCCACACAUACUCCUGCAUUAUUGUGCAUUUAAAGCAAUUUGGGACUGGGUGAUAUUGUGUUUAACAUUUUAUACAGCCAUCAUGGUGCCAUACAAUGUAGCGUUUAAAAAUAAAACCUCAGAGGAUGUUUCCCUGCUCGUGGUCGAUUCAAUAGUCGAUGUUAUAUUCUUUAUAGAUAUUGUUUUAAACUUCCAUACAACGUUCGUGGGUCCUGGCGGCGAGGUGGUCAGCGAUCCGAAGGUCAUCCGGAUGAACUACCUGAAAUCGUGGUUCAUCAUCGACCUGCUCAGCUGCCUGCCCUACGACGUCUUCAAUGCGUUCGACCGGGACGAGGACGGCAUCGGUUCCCUGUUCAGUGCCCUCAAGGUCGUCCGCCUGCUGCGGUUGGGGCGAGUGGUGCGAAAGCUGGACCGCUACCUCGAGUACGGAGCCGCCAUGCUCAUCCUGCUGCUCUGCUUCUACAUGCUGGUGGCCCACUGGCUGGCCUGCAUCUGGUAUUCGAUCGGUCGCAGCGAUGCGGACAAUGGGAUCCAAUACAGCUGGCUGUGGAAGCUGGCGAAUGUCACCCAGUCGCCGUACUCGUAUAUAUGGAGUAAUGACACCGGGCCGGAAUUGGUUAAUGGGCCGUCACGGAAAAGCAUGUACGUGACGGCCCUGUACUUCACCAUGACCUGCAUGACCUCGGUGGGCUUCGGCAAUGUCGCCGCGGAGACAGACAACGAGAAGGUGUUCACCAUCUGCAUGAUGAUCAUUGCAGCUCUGCUGUAUGCCACGAUCUUUGGCCACGUGACCACCAUUAUCCAGCAGAUGACCUCGGCCACGGCCAAGUACCACGACAUGCUGAACAACGUGCGAGAGUUCAUGAAACUGCACGAGGUACCGAAGGCUCUCAGCGAGCGAGUGAUGGACUAUGUCGUCUCCACUUGGGCCAUGACCAAGGGUCUGGACACCGAGAAGGUACUAAACUAUUGUCCGAAAGAUAUGAAGGCUGACAUAUGUGUUCAUCUAAAUCGCAAAGUAUUUAACGAGCAUCCGGCAUUUCGUCUGGCCUCGGAUGGUUGUCUCCGGGCACUGGCGAUGCACUUCAUGAUGUCGCACUCGGCGCCGGGGGAUCUGCUCUAUCACACCGGCGAGAGCAUCGAUAGUCUCUGUUUCAUCGUCACCGGCAGUCUGGAGGUUAUACAAGACGACGAGGUUGUGGCAAUAUUGGGCAAGGGAGACGUCUUCGGCGAUCAAUUCUGGAAGGACUCGGCCGUUGGCCAGAGCGCUGCUAAUGUGCGUGCUCUGACCUAUUGUGAUUUGCAUGCCAUCAAACGUGAUAAAUUGCUCGAAGUCCUCGAUUUCUAUUCGGCAUUUGCGAAUAGCUUUGCACGCAAUCUGGUGCUCACCUACAAUCUCAGACAUCGACUGAUUUUUCGCAAGGUGGCCGAUGUGAAGCGCGAAAAAGAAUUGGCCGAACGGCGUAAGAACGAGCCGCAAUUGCCCCAGAAUCAGGAUCAUCUCGUCCGUAAGAUCUUCUCCAAGUUCCGUCGGACUCCGCAGGUUCAGGCGGGCAGUAAGGAGCUCGUCGGCGGAUCCGGGCAAAGUGAUGUUGAGAAGGGCGACGGCGAAGUCGAGCGAACUAAGAAGCUACCAGCCAAACUGACACUGACCGAGGACGCUCGCAUCCUCAGCACCGCCGCGGCGCCCUCGCCAUCGCCAUCCCCAUCGCCCUCAUCGGGUCCACCAUCUGCGCGCAGUACACGGGCAAGCAAGUGGGGACGCCUCCUGGGCAGUUCAAGCGUCGAUUCAGCUAGCGACACCAGCGCCAAGGUAGCCGUCUCGAGAAGUUUGAGCGCCCGCGAAAGCCUCCGUGAGAGCACCGCCCAAGCGCGGCAGAGUAGUACUUCGAGUAGCAAUGGUGGACAAGGCAACAAAGUUUUUCCCAAGGCGCCCAAGCUGCAGGCGAGUCAGGCGACUCUGGCCCGCCAGGACACAAUCGACGAGGGCGGCGAGGUGGACUCCUCGCCACCGAGUCGGGAUAGUCGCGUGGUCAUCGAAGGUGCCGCCGGCGGAGGAGCAGCUGGAUCAGCAGCGGCAGGAGGAGCUGGAGGAGGAGGAGGUGGUGGAUCCACCGGACCACAGCCAGUGGCCACCACUUCAUCAUCAUCGGCGACGGCUGGCGGUGGAGCUGUUGUGGCCGUCGUUGCCAAGGGGGAUCGCAAUCUCGCCUUGGAGCGGGAACGCCAGAUCGAGAUGGCCAGCUCGAGGGCCACCACCUCGGAUACCUACGACACGGGACUCCGGGAGACGCCGCCCACGUUGGCGCAGCGUGAUCUCAUCGCCACCGUGCUGGACAUGAAGGUGGAUGUGCGGCUGGAGCUGCAGCGAAUGCAGCAGCGGAUCGGACGCAUUGAGGAUCUGCUGGGCGAACUGGUCAAGCGGCUGGGUGGAGCGGCAGCGGGAGCAGGUGGCACCGCUCCGGACAACAGCAGUGGCCAGACGACACCCGGCGAUGAGAUCUGUGCGGGAUGCGGUGCGAGUGGUGGUGGUGGUGGUGCAACCACAGCAACACAGGCUGCCGCUGGCACAUCGGUGGCAACGAGUCCGGUGGACACUGUGAUAACCAUUUCAUCGCCAGGGGGAUCGGGAAUGGGAUCUGGAAUGGUAGCGGGAUCUACAGCUGUCGCUGGUGGCGCUGGCCUGCUAAAUCCGGGCGCACCAGUUGUGUCGAGCGCGGGAGGCAACGGCCUGGGGCCGCUGAUGCUCAAGAAGCGACGCUCGAAGAGCAGGAAAGCACCGGCGCCUCCUAAGCAGACACUCGCCUCGACGGCCGGCACCGCGACCGCAGCUCCCGCGGGCGUAACCGGAUCUGGCAUGACGUCAUCGGCGCCAGCGUCAGCGGAUCAGCAACAGCAACAGCAGUCGCCAACUGCCGUUGAUCAAUCGCCCACAACGCCGGCGGCGGAGCUGCUCCAUUUGCGAUUGCUCGAGGAGGAUUUCCAAGCGGCGCAACUCCCUUCAACUUCAACGGGCGGCGGCGGAGGAGGUGGUUCCGGUUCGGGAUCGGGUUCGGGAGCAGGUGCCACGCCCACCACACCGCCUCCGGGCAGUGGUAGUGGCACGCCAACCAGCACCACCGCCACAACAGCAACAACAACAACAACGCCAACGGGCAGCGGACGAGGCAAACUGCAAGAGUUCCUGUAGCCCACGAUUCGGGAGCGAGACGAGGAGGAGAAGGACUCCAGCCAGGAGAAGGAGGAGUAACAGGAGCAACAUAAAGGAUACAAAGAAACAUAACGGGGGAGUAGGGGCCCAGCCACGCCCACUCGCAAGCCUACGCCUACGCUUAGUUAGUCUAUAUACUUAAGAUACAGCUGUAACCUCAACUCAAAACACAUGAUUCUCGAAAAACCUCUACAACGUAUUUAUCCUCAAAAUUAUAAAAGGCUUUCCCGCAAAAAAUUAGCAAAUAUAUGGUAGCUGAAGCGAUCCAAUUGUUUAAAAUGUAGAAUAUAAAAUUAACUUUCUUCUGCAUCGCCACCAUAUUAUAAUUUAUUAUUAUUUAAAAUAUGAUCUCGAAAAUUAUUUCUAAAGUGAUAUGUUCUAAAGCUCCUGGAAAUGGGUAUUCUGUAUACUCCUAAUUUAAAAUGAAUUAAUCAAUUUGUUAUUUAAUAUGUAAUGUAGAAUUCCAUACGAAUUUUUAAAUCUUUCAGAAUUAUAGUUCUUUCAGAAUGUAUGGGAAAAUACGUUGUAGUGGAGUUUUGGAUGAAAACCUUUCUUUUUCGCUACACAAAUCUCAACCUAAUGCUAUCCCUCUCUCUCUCACACACACACAUACACACACACAAACACACACACUGAAUGGAAGUGCUCGAUACUCGAUAUUCGAUACUCUUUAACCGUUACAUGAUUAUGAUUAUGAUUACGAUAGCGUUUAGCCAUACCGAUAAAUGAUAACGAUUAAGGCAAGCAUAUUGCUUACGAAUUUGCUACAUUUACUGCAAUUAUUUACCUUUAUAUAAACUAUACAUACGUAUAUACAUAAAGAAACGUUGUAAAGGUCACAGGACACACUCACACACACACUGACAGACACAGAUAUAGCUGUAUGUAUAUAUGGAUAAUUUUGUGAUAACUGCUAAAGGAGGCAAAAACCCAGAAGAAACAAGCUUACAAACCAAAAAACAAAAAAACAAUGCCCGUGAAUUGUACAUAGCCUAAAACCUAACUUUAGAAAAGGAUCCACAGGGAUGCCACAUACACUCACACACACACACAGAUAACGACAAAAUCUAGCUUUUGGGAGAAUGUAAAUACAUAGAGUCACACACACACACAUACAGAUUCAGAGAUAUAUGGAUAUAACCCGUCCUAUCUAAAUAACUUAACGAAAACUCGGCUUGAGCACUCUGGCACUCGCACUCGCUUGGCUCCCUAAUUGUAGGCUUAUAGUCUCGAAAAAACUCAACUCAACCAAAUAGUUAACUCAGCAACAGUAAAGCUUAAGUAAGGAAAACCAAAAAGAUAUGGAAACAGCAGAAAUGUGGCCGCUAAACGAAACGACAAUCGACAGACCUAAGAAACCAAAAACGAAAAACUAGAUUCAAAACCAAAAAAAAACACUGAAAACCAAAAAAAGAAAACAAAUAGCAAAUCUGUAGUUAAAAGCAAGGAUCCAAAAUGAUUUCUUUGGGCAUUGUAAAUAUUUGAAUUAAAAUUUAGCAAAAUAUGUUACUACACGCUCACCAACACACUCACACACACCCACACACACAUACAUACACAUAUUUUGUGAUAAAAUUUAGCUAAAUCAAUUUGAAAGUUUCGACAAAAAAAAAAGAAUUAAACUAGAUAUUUGUUUAUGCUGGCAUUUGAUAGGCUUGCACUUGGCAUAUAGUUUAUAGCGAAGGAGUAAUGAAGGAUAAAGUUAGGAAACCGGGAUCGCGUUAUAUAGUACGUUUAGGUAGAAGGACAUUUGGGGAGUACGAGUAUAAUGGAUGGACAGUUUUGAGGCAAGGUUUCAUUACGUUUAAGACAGAGACAUCGCAUCAGUUGGAGUCCACUUGAAUCUCGUUCGGUUACCGUUUUUUCGAUUCCCUAGUUGGUAUUUGAUAAUUGCUAUUUGAUAUUUGAUACUUAUGGAUAUCUAGAGUAGAGUGUCGGCAGAGUUACCCGUUCCCCGUAAAUACGACUACGACUACAAGUACAUACGAACUGUCUUCCCUAUUUAGUUUGGGGUAUCGAUAAUGAUAUUGAUGGGUGGGACUAAUCGGGGAAUCGGGUCUCGCCGCGAAAGUUACUUAGUUCUAGUUGUAGAUUUUUUCGAUUCCCAUUCCCAAAAUCGAGCGACAGCUCCUCCCCGUCAAACCAAAAGCAAUUCAAGUGGUAUUAAAAUUGAGUAAACCCAACACUCACUCACUCAGUCAGUCAGUCAGUCAGUCACACUCACCCUAAUACAUAUACGUAUUUCCACAAUACUCAACCAAGAAUCAAAAAGUUAAUGAAUAGCGAAGAAACCAAUUUGUUGCAUACGUUUAGGUCUUAAGUUCUAGUAGAAAGUUUAACGAAUGUAGUGGGCUCACUGUACAUAGGAAUUUUUUUUAUAACAAUAAAUCAAAUAUACCUAAACAUAUAUAUAAACUAAAUAAUAUAAUUAAUAGCGAUUAGGCAGCAAACCAACUGAGUAAGGAAAGCUAAGACGCACUAGGCUGGAGAAAAAAAGGAAGGGAUACCGAUAGUCCUCAUAUGUAUAUGGUAAAGAUACGAUAGCACUGAUACGAUAGCAGCUUAGUACUCGUAUUGUUUGACCCCUCUCUCCCACUAUCCCCACUAUCUCUCUCUCUCUCUGUCUCUCUCUCUCACUCUCUCGCUUUAGCCCCCAUCGUUAGUGUUAUUUUCGGGUGUUUUAGACCCAACUACACAGAGCCUUAUAAAUAUAACCUAAAGUAACUAAACCAACUCAAGCAGCAUUCAGCAAAACUAGCAACUCAGACCUAAAACUAAAUCUAGCGUUAGCAUUAAAAGCGAACGAAAACGUGAAACUAAAGUGGUGCAAUUACAAUUUUUAGAUCAAGCUGGGCGAGCAAUUUAGUCGAAAUUUAUAUUGAACAAUUUACGGGAGGGUGUGGAUAUAUGUGGAUAUCUCAUGUAUAUACAACCGGGCAAAACAAAACAAAACAUAAUAAAUCGAAUAAAAACCCUUGUCUCGAAUCCCAGAUAGAGAAACUCAGAACUCAUGCUGUUCUGGCCUUCGAUUUCGCCUAGAAAAGGGCCAGAUCAGUCUGAUAUUUAUAUAGAUCGCCAGAAGGUAGGCAACUGAAGGUCGGUUCGAUUCGAUUUGGGUCCGUCUGAUGGGAGAUUCGCUGAGAGGCGCCAAAGAAACUGAUUAAACCAUAUUAUUAUUAUAGAUAUGUACAUGUACAUAUAUAUGUGUACCUCUAGUUACACCUAGAACGAUAACAAGAACAACCUAUCAAAAUUAAGCUUUUAUACGCCAGAAUUUUUUUCUAAACAACUUAAAACAAAAUGAAAGUAAACUAAAACAAACACUCAAGAAUAUACACAAUUAAUGCAAGCCAGAGAUGAGAGCAAAAUUAACUCACAACACUCAAUUAACGAAUACCGUUUACACAGCCCCAAAGUGAAAACAAAAUUAAUUUAACUAUACAUUAUACAAUGAUAGAAAAAGCCUUAAUCAAGAAAAACACGCGCCUCAUUUUCGUUUUUCCAUUUAUUACGUAAGUCCCACAGCAAUGCUAAAAAAUAAAAUAAAAGAAUAAAACCAAAAAAUAUUACGGCUAAACCAAACAUACUAAAGAUACUGAAAAUACUAAACCAAAAUAUUUAGCAUUAUGCUCUAGACUCUAGACGAAAAAGAACCAAAAUUUUACAAACAACAAGAUGAAACAAGAACAAACGCGAUAAAGCAAUGUUAAACAUUUUCCACCAAUUUGAGAAGCAUAGUUGCUUAAAUACCGAAAACAUGAAAUACCUUAAAAAAAAUAACAAAAACUGAAACUUCUUUCGUACACGCGCCCUUUGUUUUUAAAAGUCGAAAAGCUGCCUAUUUAUAUAUUUACAAACAAACAAACAAACAAAAAGAAACAAAGCAAAAAGAAAGGAAACAAAAUUACCAAUUAACUACAAAUUUAAAAAAGAAAAACGCAAAAAUACUACAUAUUGCAAUUGCAACAUUCCAAGUAAAAAAUACCAUAAUUAAUACGAGCAUGUAUAAAACAGUUUGAAAUCAAUUGAGUUUUGGUUCCACGGCGCCAAAAAAAAAAAAACUUAGAGACAUCAAGCCACGGCUUUGCUGAGCAGAUUUACAGUUAUAUACAUACACCCACAUAAUAUAUAUAUAUAUAUAUACACGUGCAUAUAUACCGAUAUAUGUAUAUAUAGGUAGUUUAUACCAUUUGAAGCUUGCUAGGACUCGUCCUUGGGCCACUGAUUAAAUGCCAGGAGACAAGCCGCGAAAUCGAUAACAGAAAUAGUUGUAACAUUUAUUUGAGAAUCGCUGGAUUAAUGCCUACAGUUAAUGUGUAUAGUUACUUGAUUAUUGCCGCAUUCGACCCACACUCACUCACACACACACACACACACAAAACCAAAAUGAAACAUCCGACCGGAAAUACACCCAUAUCUUUGGGCUUAAAAACCGGACCGAUCGAAAAUGGGGAACCCAAAAACUAAGAAAGCGGCGAAGCAAAGAAAGCAAUUUUCAGAACCGCUAAAAAAGCGCAGAACAGAAGCUAAGACACAAUAAAUGAAAGAAACAAAGAAAAGAGAAAUACAUACAUAAAUGUUUUUAAAAAAUUCCA